Molecule: messenger RNA, 1728 nt
Organism: Vanderwaltozyma polyspora DSM 70294
Lineage: Eukaryota; Fungi; Ascomycota; Saccharomycetes; Saccharomycetales; Saccharomycetaceae
Gene: CTM1
Product: cytochrome c lysine N-methyltransferase
Exons: 1
Molecular function (GO): protein binding
Source: RefSeq, a predicted model, not a curated record
AUGGCGGAUGUUCUAGAAUGGUUUAGGGAUAAUACAGACGUCAGUGUUCAUGACGGUGUGUCAGUGGAACAUUCAGACCCUAAUGAUGAAGUUAAGGGAUUCGGUUUGUUUUUAGACAAGAAUUCCAUAUCUCUAAAUGAAGAUCUAAUAGAAUUAUUGAGAAUUCCAAAAAAACAUACUUAUAAUAUAGAUACGAUUUUGGAACUAAUAAACGAUGAAACCAAUUACUCUUCGAAUGAACAAUAUGAGAUCACCACAAGUGCAAUUAAAGAAUAUUUCUCAAAUUUUACAGUUUAUUUGGAAAAUGCAAAUGUUCUCAUGUAUAUUUUAAAUGAAAAUAAUAUAUUGGCAUUUUAUUUUAUUCUAUUUGAAUUACUGAUUGAAAAUGGUUAUGAAUUACCAAAAGUAAUUACUUUUUAUUUACAAAAUGUACUGAUGACUACUUCUGUUUUCCAUAAAGAUAUAGUGGAAUCAAAUUUGAUGUUAGAAUAUUUUGGGCAUUAUGGUACUCCAAUUAUUUUGAAUGAUGUUAUCGGUUAUUUCAAUUAUUAUUUUGACAAUAUAGAAAAUAUUAAGAAAAUUACAAAAGAUACUAUCAAACAAUUAUAUUUUGCAAUCUUAUCCCGAUGUUUGGAGAUUCCAGAAGAAAUUAGAUCAAGUCCAACCUCAGUUUCAGCUAACAAGAGUAGUGAUGAUGGUGGCGACGACAAUGACGAUGACGAUGAUGAUGAUGAUGAUGACCUUGAUGAGGAAGGAAAUGGAGAUGAUUUUGUGGUCAAUUCUACUCUAGUGCCACUCCUUGAUUUUUGUAAUCAUUCGAAUGAUCUUCAAAAUGCACACUUUGAUGUGGAUAGAUUCACUGGAGAUGUAUUAUUAAUGAUAGAUUUGAAGAAAUAUAAAAAUUUACACGCUAAAAAGAUCCAUAAAGAUACGAAGUUCGAAAUUUACAUCAGUUAUUCUCCAAAAGAAGAAAUAUUUACAUUCUUAAAUUCUUAUGGUUUUAUUCCUGAUUCGAAAGUGCAUGGCUGUCAAUAUUAUAACUUAUCCCUGGAUAGAAACUUUCUGAAAACGUUCAAGCUAUCUAAUGGUUUACAGUUAGGUUUGUUUUACAAAUGGUUUUCAAUAAAACCAAUUAUCCAGCUUGUAAAGGAGGAAGAUCAAUGGAAUAUAUAUGAUGGGGUACCAUGGGAACGAAAUCCUCAAUUUCUAGAAACUAUUUUGCCAUUCGUUUCAAUUAAUGCAAAUAAAAAUCAAGUAGUGUGGAGUUAUAAUGAAAAAAGUUCGAAGUCAUUUGCAUAUAUGCACCAAAUAAUAAAUGAUGGUUCUAAGGAUGAUCUCGGCGAUCUUGUUUCUGCAUACAGGGACUUUAUAUUUUUGAAAGAAAAUGAUUUAUAUGUAGAUAGAAUAGGUUUGCCUCAGUUAGCAUGGACAUUGGAGACUACAAUUCAACCAGCAGAUGAAAUAGUUUCGGAAAUUUUGGCUACAAAAAUCAAGUCAAGACCAUCCUUAAGAGAAUCCAUGGAUCAAAUUUUGAUAGAUGGUAUAGUUAACGUCGAUACGCGGUUCUCUUUCUUAUCAUUUUUAAACGAUUAUGCUAAAUGGAGAAUUCAAAAAUUGCAAGAUUGUAAAAUAAAGAUUUCACCUAGUAGUAAUCCAAUAUUACAAUAUAUUAAUUUUGAAUCAUCAGUUUUAAAACAAUUACAAAAAAAUAUUCAAAUGAAUUAUACA